Nicotiana attenuata is the source of this 1431-nucleotide messenger RNA. RefSeq lists its product as uncharacterized. The transcript has 6 exons. The record is from RefSeq and is a predicted model, not a curated record. Lineage: Eukaryota; Viridiplantae; Streptophyta; Magnoliopsida; Solanales; Solanaceae. The coding region runs from base 1 to 1431 and encodes 476 amino acids.
AUGGUGGUUGAGUAUGAGGGUGGUGGUGGUGACAUGGUGGUGGUUGAUAAUGCUGAGAGGCGUGCGCCCUUUCCUGUCGUCGACAUUGAGGAUUGGGUAGCUCACAUGCUACCUUACAUGGUGGGUAUCCGAGACUGGGCCAUUUUCGUCAAACGCUUCGGACUGAAGGUUUUGUCUGUGAUAGGCCUACGGAUUUCCAAAAAGAAGGCUCCAAUCCUGGCAUUUCGCCAGGCCAUUGCAUCAGCGGGGAUGCAAUUUACCAUAGGCGCGUCUUCGCCUAGGGCCGAAGAGGUAUGUGAAGGCGGGGGACCUGUACGAUCUGUUGAAGGCGACACAUCGUCUGCUGUCGGAGGAUAUGGAGCGGCACAUGCGGAGGACGAUGGUUCAGGCUCGGACAUCGAUCCCGAAGAUGUGCGAGCUUUCUUGGAACGACAUACCUGCGUGGAAGUGAGGACGGAGGGCCCUAACCGACACGUAAUCAUUCCUGCGGAUUACGAUCUUUUGGUGAACUCCGAGCAGGUAGUGUCAGCAUUUGCCCCUUUGUGUGCUGCUUCCGAGAACACGGCACUUCAGGCGGUGAGUGAUGCGGAAUUAUCGCGCAGUAUUUCUGGCAUGGCUUUGCGGACUCUUAUCAUGGAGAUUGAGAACGAUCGGAGGGAUGAACGGAGGACGGCCGUGUUUGGGAAGUUGGCCUCUAAGUACAAAGAGUAUCACACCAAGAACCGUGCAUUGGCCGAUGUCUUUACUCAAGAUAGCAAUUUUCAGCUAUUUCGUGAUGGGCUUAAGCAAAAAGAGGAAGAGUUGGCGCAGAAGGUUAAUGAGCUGAAAGAGCGGGACGACGAACUCACGAGGGCCAUUGGUCGAUGUAGCAAGCUUGAGGCGGCCCUUAAGGCCAAGGAUGAUGAGCUUGAAGUGAGCAAGGGGAUAACCGCCGAGAACGCUGACCUUCAAGCUCGGGUGGCUGCCUUAACUGCUGAACUUGGGCGAAGAGAGGCGGAGGCUGUCGACUUGAGGGGUGAAUUGAGCACCAAAGCUGAUGACUUGGCUCGUGCUGAAAAGGGCAGGAUAACUGUCGUAUCUGAAGUAGCGACCGUAGAGGGUGCCCUCCGGGUUAGUAGGUCAAAGCGGGACAAUAAGCUGGAAACGCCAGCGCUUAAGGUGGCAAGAUUAGAAAAACAGAUUCAAGAUCUGGAGGCGGAGUUGUCCGUGUCGAACGAUCAGGCUGCUGCUUUGAAGAUAGAGGAAGCUAACGGGAAGGUUUUCGAGGCAGAACUCGAGGGUAUACGUGUUAAAGCACGUGCAGCUCAUGAGGCCUGCGGCUAUGAUCCCGGUACGCCUGUCAGAGAUGAUGUUGAUGAUAAUGAUGCGGACAGGCUCGCCUCCGAUUCUUGGUAUAACGAGGAGUAUGCUGCGGGAGACGAUGUGGCGUAG